GCCUCAGCACUUCUGAGCACCGAACGCUGAGUUCAGCUGGGCACAGCCCCGUGGCCGUGUAACCCUUUGCUCGCCGGAUGCAGCGCGUUCCCCUGUGCGGAGCAGCGCCUUCGGGCUGCAGUGCGCUGCACAGAGCAGGAGCUGCGCUGCAGGUGCCCGUCGCAGCCUGCCUGCUGAAGGUGGAAGCAGGAACAGGAGCGCAGGAAUGAGGAAAUGCCCCCACCGCACUCUGCCCUGUGCCCGGCAGCACUGCUGGCGCUGGGGGGGGUCGCAGAGGGUGGGGGAGGAAAGUAUGGCUCUGCCUGGCAUCGAGCAUCAAAACCACGGAAGAGAAGUUUGUUUGACCUGAAACAAAAUGCUCCAUCGCGUUUGUUUGCUUUGUCCCUGCUGCCGUCAGGCUGGGGCUGAUUUCCUUUUUCUUUCAGGUUCACUUCUAGAGCACAAAGUGAGAAGCGGGGAGGCUUCAUUUUGAACCCGCCACGGAAUGGUCAACUUCUGCGCACUCCCCAAAGGAAACGGGAAUGUUGGAGGAGAUUGUUAACCCUUCUGUUGUUUUCCAUGUGGCACGGGAUUAGUAGUGGGGCUCUCCCCAGAGCCCAUGCCCCACCGGUGUGCCGGGCGGAUUAUGGCAGGGCAGUGCGUUGACCUCUGCUCUGCUGGGAAACAGAGGCUCCUGAGAUGAUAAGUGGCUCUGGAAAGAAAUUCCUUUCCCCAUGUGAGGGAGUGGCGGCGCUGGGCACACACACGGGCACGUCUGCACCUCUGCACACACGGGGACCUGACGUGGAGAGGUGAGAGCUGAGGUUCUGUGAGGAGGACACGGUGUGGGCCCUGCAGAUCAGGUCAGUAUGGGGCAGGACGGGGCAGGACGGCCAUACAUUGCUGGCUUGGUGCUGGCCGGCCCCAGCUGAGCAAACACGGCUGGAAGCAGUUCUUGCAGGUGCCUGGAGCAGCUCGGUGUGGGGACACAGCAGCGUAGAGCCAUAUUGGGAUUAUUAGUCCCGGUGGAGUUUGGGGUUUGGAUAUGGGGGUUAUGAGCACACCAGAGAGGAGUAAGUUUGUCUGAGGUCUUUCGUAUUCAGGAGCCAAUGGGAGAAUGAAAGGAGAAAUCACACCAGCAGUCUCUAAGUCUAGCAAAGUGGAUUUGGUGCCAGGAGGAUGCAGCUGUCAGACAGCCCCAGAGAUUGGCAGUGCUGCAUCCCUGGAUGAGGGGUGCUGGGCAGCCCCCACCUCCCACUCAGUGCCCUGGGAGGGACACACAGCUGGCAGCAGCGCUCGCUGGGGCUGCACAGAGAGGGAGGCCCUGGGAGUCAGCAGUGGGCUGUACCAGAUGAGAUCCCACGGCAUUGCUCUGCAGCCUCUCCUAAUCUGGGAGCCUGGGAUGGCAUCAGCAGCAUUGAGGGCUGUGCACGAGUCCUGGAGCUACUGAGGUACAGCGGGAGAGUGCAAUGGGAGCAGUUUGGGCUGCUGGCCAAAAGGAAAAUUACAUUCCAGGUCAAACAUGAGGCUUACCUUUACCUGUAGAGGGGUGGGUUUGUUCCCUAAGUUGUCUAGAUAAACUUAAAAGCACAGAGAUUUCAAAACAACAAAUGAGGACAUCUUUGUUUCAGUAUUGUCCUCUGUGCAGAAGGAUUUGACAGCAAUUUAUAAAUAGAUAUUGCUAAAACAAACAGCACCCUGUGUGAAGCAACAAGAUUGUUAGAAAAGAGGUGCAGCCCCAAACCAGCAGAACCUCACUGCAAAGCUGUGCCUGGCAUCACACAGACUUGGGCUGUGCAAGUGGAACCUGGGCGCUCUGGGAGCCUUGCUGGGAGCUCAGUUCCUCCUUCAGCCCUCACAGUGUCAGUGCAUCUCUAGGUCGACUGCAGGAGUCUUCUAAAUCCGGAGCUUUCUGGGACAUGGUUCAGUGGGAGCAGGCAGCCUCCUUGCCAGGGGCAGAGCAUGUCCCAGCUGCUCACCUUCGUGCCGGUCCUCCUCUGCACUGGAAGGAUCAGUUCAGUGUUGGCAUGCUGGAAAAUAACAGUGGUGUUUGGCACUCUCGCAUUGAGGGCUGCAGCAGGGAGGAGGGAGGAUGAGAAGGAUGGUUGGCAGCCCCAGUGUUUUGGUGUUGCAUGGCAAGCAAGGCAUUGCCGUGGUGGCAAUCAGCUCAUUCCUAAAGGAAAAGUGCAUUCUUAGAAGCCCACUCUGCCUGUGAUUUGUCUCCCUAGAGUUUCUUUUGUGGUGUUUUUUUUUUCUUUCAUGCAGGGGCUGUGUUGACCUUUCCCAGGGAUGCUUUGCACACCUCUGCCACGUGUAGCACACUGAGGCCACCCAGCGGGUCCUACUGUUGUAGCCUGGGGAGGGUCGGAGCGUGUGAGCAAAGAGAGAGCCAGAAUCCACCACGGGCAGCCCAGAGAAGAGUACGCAGCCAUCUGAUCAGUCCUCCUGGGUUCACGCUGGGGUUCAGACAGCUCUGCUGAUCCACAGACCAGCCCCGCCAGCCCUGAGCAAGCCGGCUCUUUGUGCUGCGGAGACGGGCGGCUCGCUGGGCCGUAGCUCUGCCUGUGAGCUGAAGGCAAUGCAGGAGUGGAUGGAGGGCACUGGAGGAGCUGCAGGUGGUGCCAGCAGCACAGCAGCAGCCUGCCGGCUUGGGGCUGGUGGCGAUGCUGGACACAUGGGCUGCUGCUUGGGGGCCCCUUGGCACCAGGACCUGGCGCUGGGGUGCACAGCUGAGGAGUGUGAGUCCUGCUGUCCCCGCUCGCCUCUGCUCCUGCCGCACUGGGACCGCCUGCAGCACAGCACAGCUGAGCGCCGGGGACGAUGGUGGUGGGAGAAGACCAUGGCAUCAGGCAAGGCAGGAGCGACAGGGUCAAGCAGCCCAGCUGAGGCAGCAGAAGGCUCCCCAGACCCCUCCUCAGUGCUGCUGGCAGCUGGGGAGAGCUUUCUGCCAGAGAUCUCACUCUUCUUCUCCAUUGAGAGCCGCUCCUCACGGUGCCCCAAUGCCCAGCUGCAGGAGGCAGCCAGAAGGAAGCUGUGGGCCUUGGAGAGUGACGACAGAGAUGUCUGUGCUCUGUUCAAGGAGCUGUCAGCCAGGCUGCUGUGCAUACAGGCACAAGAAGAUCGGUUCCUCCUCACCUUCAAAACCCUGGAAGAAGUUUGGAAGUUUUCCACGUAUCUAACUUUAGGCUACAUAGGCCGCUGCUUGGAGCAGCUUCUCUUUGAGCAGGAGUACUGGCUGAACUGUGCACUGGUGGAGGACACGGAGAUCAGAGUGUCCAUGGAUGAAAAUCGCUUGGCCACCAUAUAUCUGGGUCUGCUGCUCCAGGAAGGUCACUUUUUUUCCAGAGCAGUGCCUGGUGCAUGCCAGCCAGAAACGGAGGGAGAGGAAGGCCUGCAGUUCUGCAAGAAUGAGCUGGUUCAUGUGAAGAACAUUGGAGAGGAGUCCAAAUGGGAAGGGAUGUCCUUGUUGACAGGCCAACGAAGCCUGGUGCCUGUGACUGCCCUAGAGCCAAUACCUCACCCAUUCUACCAGUGGUUCCUGAAGAAUUACACCAUGAGUUUUGGCAUCUCCAAGGAGAUCAGUGAGUCAACCUCUCAGCCGAUUGUCAAAGGCAAGUGCACAGCCACAGUGGACCACAGAGGAGCAGCAUGGGAUGAACUGAGUUUCUCCAAGGGAGACAGCAUAGAAGUCAUUGGCUUCCUCCUUCCAGGACUCCCGUGGUUUGUGGGCAGAUCUUUAAGCAGUGGGAACAUCGGCUUUGUCCCAGUGCGAUCUGUAAAUGCUGAGCCUUGUGAAUCUCUAGAAAAGGGAUUGAUGUUUCUGAGCGAAGAAGAAAACUUGCCCCUCCUGCGCAUCCCCUGCAAUGGUGGUGAGCAGCACUUUGCCACCCUCCUCGGAGAGCUGGCACACACUGACAUCACCUCUGUGUACCGCCUGGAUGGUUUUGAACCCACAGCCAUGUUCCCGAAAGCGCCAUCAGAGGCUGUUCUCCAUGGCUGUAAGGACACCCAGCUGCUCCAGUCCUGGGAGGAGAUAAACAGCUUGGUCACAGCUAGCACCUCAGAGCAGUCCAGCCCAGGGAGUGAGUCAGCCCCUGCUACAUGGGAAGAUGUUCUCCUGGACAAGCUGAAUGAUUUUGAUGAUCCCAAGUUCUUCAUUGACCUGAAUGCUGGACACAUGGAAGAUGCUGAUGUCUUUGAACCCAUACUGACCUUCCUAAACCAAGACAGUUAUAUGCCCUGUUAUCAAAGCCUCUAUGAUCUCAGUUUCUCCUUUCUCAACUCCACUUUUUAUGGUUUCUCUGAUGAGGAUGAACUGGUCUUGUACCUUGAGACAUCCAGGAACUGGGCCAAGAGGACUCAUUCAGUUUGGGCCCAUGUCAGGCUCUGUUUCCUUUUGGGUAAACUCUGUAUGAAAAAAGUCAAGUUCUCCCAGGCUCGAGUCUAUUUUGAGGAAGCCAUGAGCACCCUGGACAAGGGCCUUGGGGACCUGCCCCUGCUGGCUGCCUUGCACGUGAACCUUGCUUCCAUCUACCUGAAACAGAACAUGAAAAACAAGUUCUUCCCCUUGCUGGGAAAAAUGGUGGCCUUGCUUGUCUGCUUGCCUGGCCGCUCCUUCAGCUCUGAGCACGAGCUGAGGGUCAUGAUGUACGUCCUGAGGGAGGCCAUUGCUGUGGGGAACACUCCUCUGGAAGCACGGGUCUGUUUCCUUAUUGUCAAGCUCUUCCUCCAGCUGGGAAAAAAUGAUGAAGUACUACCCUUUAUUGAGCACCUUCAAUGUCUCUGCACCUCUUCACUCAGCCUGGACGCUAGUGCUGUGCCACUGGAUGCCACCCCCAUCCUGAGCUAUCUGUACGACAAGAAGUACUUGCCAAACAUUGCACUGGCAUCUGCCAGGUCUUUUGUUCCCAGUGGCAUCAAAGGGGCACCAACGCCCAUUUGGAAAGCUGGCUUCAUCCUCCAAAAUGUGUCCAAGCUCCUGGGAAGCCAGCUGGAGAGGAGCAGCAUCCCAGCCUUGGUGUGUUCCUACCUCAAGCAGGCACUGCACUUCUCCUGUGAGAGCAGAGCAGUGACCACCCAGAGGACUCUGUGCACUGUUUUGUCCCGGAUGUACCUCCAGCACGGUGUGCUGGACGGGGCGGUGUGCUAUGCAGCCCAGGCUGUGGUCUUCAGCAGGCUGAUAGGUGAGGAGGAGGCUUUUGAGUCCUCCCUCUCUCUGGGGUGGAUGUACCUUCUGAGCAGCCAACCAGGCCCGGCCGCAGACAUCAUGGGGCAGCUCCUACAUUCUCUGCACGGGACGGACAGUGUGACGCAAGGCGGAGCGGUGCACAACCUCCUUGCCAUUGCCCUCAAAGGAGCAGGGCAGGUGCAGAAGGCCACAGAGAACUACCUCCGUGCACUGCACAAAGCCAAGGAGACUGGGAACAAGAGGAACCAGGCUAUUGCCCUGGCCAACCUGGGGCAGCUGAGCCAGACGCGAGGGGCGAGUCAGCUGUCUGAGCUCUACCUGCUGCAGGCUGCCCAGCUGUAUGCUGAGCUGCAGGGCAGCGAGGAGCUGGAGCUGGAGUCGGUGCAUGUGCUGCUGUGGCUGGCACAGGCCAUGGUCAGCAGGCAAAGGAUGGAAGAUGGCAAACUCUGUUAUGAACUUGCGUGUUUUGCCCUGAAGUGGCACAAUGUGAGGAGUCAGCUUCACGUCACUGAGGCACUCUGCCAUUUCUACAGCCAAGUGUGCCCCAGCCUCCAGGCCUGCAUUACCUACCACGAGCACUGGGUCUCCUUGGCACAGAAACUCCAGGACAGAGAGCUAGAAGGCAAUGUCCAGCAGACCCUCAGCCAGCUCUACCAGGCUUUACACACCCCUGAGGCUUUGAGACAGUCGCUGGACUGCACCAAACAGAGUCUGAGGAUCUUCAUUGACCUUGAGGAGACUGGCAAGGCAGCAGAGGCCUGGCUGCAGGCAGGAAGGCUGUACUAUCUCAUGCAGGAAGAUGAGCUGGUGGAAAUGUACUUUCAGGCAGCUAUUGAAACUGCUCUGAAAGCUGAGAACUUCUCCUUGGCCAUGGAUCUCUAUGAAAAAGCAGGCGAUAACUUUUUUAAUGGCAACCGGCACAGAGAUCGAGCAGUGGAGUUUUACAGGGGUGGUGCAGUGCCUUUGGCCAGGAAGCUACAGGCCAUUAAGACAGAGCUGCGGCUGUUCAAUAAGCUGACGGAGCUGCAGAUCGGGCUGCAGGGCUAUGAGAAGGCGCUGGAGUUUGCCACGCUGGCAGCCAGGCUGAGCAUCAGGGUGGGAGAUCAAUUGCAAGAGCUGGUUGCAUUCCACCGCCUGGCUACAGUCUACUAUUUUCUGCAGAUGUAUGAGAUGGCUGAAGAUUGCUACCUGAAGACACUCGCCCUGCAUCCCCCCAUGCUGCAGUGCUCUGGAGAAGCCCUGUACUACUGCAAGGUGUAUUGCCACCUUGGCAACCUGACCCUGCACAAGCUGAAGGAUGAACAGGACGCAGCAGCCUACUUCCUCCUGGCCCUCGCUGCAGCCACCGAGCUGGGAGAUGCGGAGUUGCAGGGCCUCAUUGGUGCCAAGCUGGCCAACAUCCCCAGAGCCCCACAGCAACCCGUGGACGUGCCAGGCUGUGCCACAUACCGGGCCAGGUGGCUGAGUGAAGGAGGCCACGUUGUCUGAUCAAAUGGACGUGUCACCACGAGAUGCUCAUGAUCCAUGUGCUCUCCAGGAGCAGCAGUCAGCAGAGGUCCUGCCACCGGCAGCGUUUUGGUUUCUUGUGCCCAUCAGAUGAGGAAGUUGGGACAGGGCUGUGCACAUGGCACUGCAGGCAGAGCGGGGCAAGAUGAGGCCCCAGCAGCUGGUGCUGGAGCAGGAGUGCAGCUGUGUGUGAUGGGGAUGGUAACAAGGUGCUGCCCGUCCCCACCUGAGCCUCUGACCCGAGCGUGUAUUAACUGGAAUAGUAGCUCUUUAUUGAUCCUGGCUGUUUUCUGUGCUGUCUGCUCCGUGCGGGUCUGUGCCCCGCACUGUGACACAAAGCACAGCCGCCCUUCGGCAGCGGGAGGCAGGGAUAGGGACGGGGAAACGCAGCGUUCGGGGCGGGGCAGGGCGGGGAAGGCAGCCAGGAGGCAGCGAGGCGGCCGCUCACCGCCAGGGAGCAACCGAGCCCCGCGAUUGCGGCUCGGACCGAAGGCUGAGCGGUGCUCCGGGCGCUGACAGCCAGCUGGGACUUCACAAAUGGACCUGUUGCAAGGCACCCCGUCUGACUUACGUGGCCCGCUGCUUGUAAAUGCUGAACGCAGAACAUUUAUUUCCUCGCUGCACUUCGAAAAUGCUGAUUUCAUUUUCCCCUUUCAAACUCUGUGAGCAUCUGUCACUGGGGCAGUGAAUACACGGCUUCUUUAUCGUACAUUCCUGCCAUUGGAGAACCUCAGCCCUAUGCUCAGAAGAGGUAAAUCUCUGUCCCAUAUGAAAUACGGUGAGGUUUUGGGGGAGGCAGUGCAAGGAAUCCCUCCGGCUCAUUCCAUGGGCUCAGAUCAGGUGCCCGCUGCUCACCCACAGAGGCCAGGAUCUGCACAGCUGCAUGCAGCCCAGCUGUGCACACAUCUAGUGCUCAGCACUGGCUUUGGGGACCCUGAAAUGAUGUCUGAGGUCACCACGAGGCUGCUGGCCUAGCACCCUCUGUGGUCCUACUUCCCCAAGGCUUCAGCUGCCGGUGCAUUGAGCAGUGCAGCACUGUGGGACAGGAACAGCAUGGGAGCACAGCUGCAUGGGGCCAUGCCCUCACAGACCCACACUAAAUGUAGGUCACUUUCUGUUGAGCACCAGUGAAAAAUAAGGGCUUUGUUUAAACAUAGAGGAUCUGUGUUUCAGCUGGUCUAAAUCAGCUAACCUCCAUGGAGUCAAACAUGCAGGGACUGUAGGUCUGGCCCACUGUUUUAACCAAAUGUGUGCUCUUUAAAUCACAGCAAAUGAUUCUGUGGUGCCUGGGGGAAAAGGAGACUCGCUCCUUGAGAACAUCCCAUAAAACACCAUUUUCCCUCCCCUUCAUCCACCAGCUCUCUCCUGCACAAAACUGGUCACUCACGCUGACACAGCAGCUCUGUUUUCGUGGAGAGAUGAGAGGUCAAGGUAGCAAGUACUAAUUAAACAUCAUAACAACACAG
Meleagris gallopavo (turkey) is the source of this 8139-nucleotide messenger RNA. It is a transcript of the gene SH3TC2, whose product is annotated as SH3 domain and tetratricopeptide repeats 2. Gene Ontology annotation, biological process: regulation of intracellular protein transport; regulation of ERBB signaling pathway. The record is from RefSeq and is a predicted model, not a curated record. Gene Ontology annotation, molecular function: protein binding. Lineage: Eukaryota; Metazoa; Chordata; Aves; Galliformes; Phasianidae.